UAUGUCCCCAAAGAAGAAACUGACUCCAGUGCAAAAAUGUGUCAGUCCAUUAGUUUGGUGCAGGCAGGUAUUGGAUUACCCAAGUCCUGACAUUGAAUGUGCUAAAAAGUCGCUGAUUCACAGGCUGGAACAGACAAUGUCAGCUCUCAAGAGACAGAGUUUGUACAGCAGCCCUUUUAGUGCGGUCAGUUACACAAGCUCCUAUAGUCCAAAUACUAGUAGCCCCUACAGCAGUGGUUUCAACUCUCCCUCCUCAACACCAGUGAAAUCUGCUUUAGUGAAACAGCUCAUACCUCCUGGUACCUCAGGUCAUCUUAAAAGUUCGGCAGAUAGAAAUCCUCCACUAAGUCCACAGUCCUCUCUGGACAGUGAACUAAGUGCAUCAGAGAUGGAUGAAGACUCUAUUGGGUCUAAUUACAAGCUAAAUGAUGUUACAGAUGUGCAAAUUUUAGCACGAAUGCAGGAAGAAAGCCUCCGGCAAGAGUAUGCAGCAACUGCUUCUCGGCGUAGUUCUGGUUCUUCUUGCAAUUCUACAAGGCGAGGCACGUUCAGUGAUCAGGAGCUUGAUGCUCAGAGUUUAGAAGAUGAAGAAGAUGGCACACAUCAUACAGUGCACCCUGCUGUUAACAGGUUCUCACCAUCACCUCGCAGUUCUCCCUGGCCCUCACCAAAACAAUCUCCAAGGAAUUCACCUCGCUCCCGAUCACCUGCUCGAAGCAUAGAAUACAGUAGAGUGUCACCCCAACCUAUGAUUAGCCGUUUACAGCAACCUCGUCUUUCGCUUCAAGGCCAUCCUACAGAUUUGCAGACUAGUAAUGUCAAAAGUGAAGAAAAACUAAGGCGUAGUCUUCCAAACCUGUCCAGGACAUCUAACAUCCAAGCUGAGUCUGUGAAAAACAGCAGAAGUGACUCAAACUUCCAAGUGCCAAAUGGAGGAAUACCUCGCAUUCAACCUCAAGCCUCAGCCAUACCUUCUUCAAGUAAAUUCCGCUCACCUGCAGCACCAUCUCCCCUAGCUCUCCGACAACCAGUGAAAGCAUUUAGUAACCAUGGACCCGGUUCAGUUGCUUCUCCAGAAGCCAUGCAGCUGACACACAGUAGUUCUUCACCAGGGCCUCUUGCAGGCCAGAGUUCAGGCUUGCCAAGCCCUGCCAGCAGUAUUAACAGUACUACUCUUACCAGACCGGCAGGGACAGCAGGGAUGAGGAGUGGUUUGCCCAGACCCAGUGCCCCUUCUUCAGGGGGCAUCCCAGUGCCUCGUAGCAAACUUGCACAGCCUGUUCGCAGAUCAUUACCCACUCCCAAAACCUAUGGCAACGUGAAAGACGAGAGUUGGAAAGAUGGCUGCUACUGAACUGCAAAGCUUAAUGCAAAGUUCCAGUGCUCAUGGAUGCUUCCUCACCAGGCUAAAGACAGCUUGAUUAUACAAACUGUUCAGAUGUGACUUUUGGGAUUUGUAAAAAUUCCAGACCUCUCUGUCUCUAAUUAGCACAAACUGGCAGAGAUUAUAAAGCAGCACUUUAAUGACAUCUAACAUCAGAUGUUUGGUGAUCAUACAAUCACUUCUACAUUAAAUUGCUAUCAGUUCUGGGUUUUUUUUCUUGCUUGCUAAAGGUGUAUCAAUAUGAGCAUUUAUGACAGUGGCCAAUGUCUGGGCAAAAACCUAACGAAUGCCAAAGAAAUGCCCAUCUUGAAAAACAGCAAGUAUAACAGUCAACUUACAUUGUCCAAAACUUCAUUUUCAGCCCGUUUUAAUUCAGCAGAAAGAUUGGUGAAUAUUUACUAUUGAAACAAGGCUAUGUUAAUCAGAGCUAAUACUCUGAUUGCAGACUGCUACAGUGCUAGUGAAACAUUGCUUUUAACAAUUGUAUGAGAUUUUCAUUGGGGAAAGUGGUACGUACGUCCUUCAGAAAGAAUCAGAAGUUCCUCUGGAGGAUUAGGCAGAACAGUAAUUAGUAGCCAUGGCUUUUAUUAACAUUAAAGGUUUGAAUGUAGCAGACACACAAAUGCAAUAGUAUAGAUUGCAUCUUUCCUAUGUUGAUGAUCAGCUUUACAUGCUCUUAUAUGUUUGAUUGCCAAAAGGGCUUAGUAUCAGUUGUACAAUCUUUCUAACCUUGAAGUUCCUGGCUCAGGAAAGAUGGCCUUUGCUAUUGUAGCCACAUUUUUAUCACAUGGCUCGCUAUUUGGGAAAAACUUUUUUUAUAGCAGGUUUCCUUAAAAAGGAAAGAGCAAGUUGUAAUGUUAAUUUGUUCUAAUACAAUACCACUAUGCUUGCAGCCUGGAGCAACUGUAAAUGCUGAUAGUUAAGGAGAAGGAAACACAACUAUGCACUUGUAACAUACAAAUUUUAAGGUAAUGAGUUGACUCUUGAUGCCAAAUGAUAUUCAUUUAGGUGAUGUUCCAUGGUAUGAGGGAGUUUUCUGUAUCCUAUUUUUUUACUUUCAUCCAUUUCUUAAAUUGGUUUAUUUUAAAUUGUAAAUAUUUUUACAGAAGAUAUUGCCCAUGUAAGUGUGUUUAAAUAUGUACUUUGCCUUACAUACGUGUAUCUUACAUUACUGGUAACAGAGUAUGAAACCUGCUAUGUCUGUUUACAAGCUGUUAAAUUCCUCUGGUGGCUCUGACUUAUUCUAAUGCAUUUUGCUCAGAACAACUCAUUCAUACGAUUAGCAUUUGAACCAUUGUUUUCUGUUUUGGAAGACAUCAUGCAAACAUUUGUAACUACAGUUGUAUUGGGUGGGACUAGUUAAAUGGAAGGGAUUUUCUUUGAAGCUUUUUCAGUAUUUUGGAUGUACAGUUGAUGAAGUAAGAGAAUGUGAAUGGUAUAUCCUUUGUGCAAUGACUGGCGAACACUACAAGUUGGAUUGGACGGUAGGUAGCCUUCAACCCCGUUAGUAUCUGAGUUUGGAACUGCUGGUGUAUUUUGACUCCCACCACUAAGAGGAUAACUAACCCUGAAAUUCUAGCACUUGAAUUUUAGGCCAGCAUUAACAUAUUCCUGGAUGAAAAGCCAUGCAAUACUACUUGACUUGGAAGAAGCCAAAUAGGAAGGAGUGGAGACUAAUUUGCAGCUCUGAUUACUCACGCAAAAUUUGGGUUGAUGAAUGACUUCACACUCCAGACCAAGAUCUGUGCUGAGACUUUGAAGUCAGGGUUUCGAAUAUACUGUAAUUCAGUAAGAUUUCAGCACGGGUAAAGAAACUACCUUGCACCAGUAGACCAGUACAUACCACCAAUCUAGCCUUGCGUCCUUCGCUGGCACGGAUAAUGGCUGUCAGUUAGUAUCUCAUGUCACCAUUAAGCAGAAGAGAGGACUAGACCAAAUGCGCAUAUUCUCGCUAAAGCUCGAAUUUUAACUUUUCAGUGUUUUACAAAGCAAUGCUGCAGUCUUCAUUGAAAAAAGGUGAAUUUUAAUUGGUGGAUUUUAUCAAAUGCUUGAUUGACUUUUAAAUUUCUAAAGUCAGUUUAGAUGACGAUAUUGGGGGUUUUACCAUGGCUGCAUCAAACUGUUAUGUACCUUUCCUUAAGUUAAGUAAUUCAUCACUUGGGUAAGUUCAGCUUAAGUUUUAUAAGGAUUCUUUUCUCUGCUGUUCUCCCCCUGAAAUACAGUGAACGACUUCCUGCGAAGAUAGACUGUUUUGUGCGUUACCAGUUUAUUGAUAUCAGGAAAUCAUGGGGCUCUGUGUUUAGAGAUUUACUGCAGAAGUGUGGAAAUACGGAUUUGAUAAACUAGUGCCUAUGAUUUACUUAACUUAUGUUUGAUAUAGUAGUAAGGGUUUUAUGAAUGUGGAUUACUUUUUGUGCCAACAGCUCGGAAUUGUUGUAUGUGUGUAGGCAGAAGGACUUGUUCUGCUUCCAAAGUUAUUUAAUUUUUUUGUUUGAAUGUUUUUGUAAGUGUUAAAAGUGUAAAAAAAAAUAUA
This is a messenger RNA of Pygoscelis adeliae (Adelie penguin), 3917 nucleotides long. It is a transcript of the gene SLAIN2, whose product is annotated as SLAIN motif family, member 2. The record is from RefSeq and is a predicted model, not a curated record. Bases 2 to 1354 code for a protein of 450 amino acids. Gene Ontology annotation, cellular component: microtubule plus-end. The transcript has 7 exons. Gene Ontology annotation, biological process: cytoplasmic microtubule organization; positive regulation of microtubule polymerization; microtubule nucleation. Lineage: Eukaryota; Metazoa; Chordata; Aves; Sphenisciformes; Spheniscidae.